Molecule: messenger RNA, 2431 nt
Organism: Cryptotermes secundus
Lineage: Eukaryota; Metazoa; Arthropoda; Insecta; Blattodea; Kalotermitidae
Product: fibroblast growth factor receptor substrate 2
Exons: 3
Coding region: 369-2084 (571 amino acids)
Biological process (GO): cell surface receptor protein tyrosine kinase signaling pathway
Cellular component (GO): cytoplasm
Source: RefSeq, a predicted model, not a curated record
UGUUGAGGACUUUGAUCAGUUAUAUUGGUGACACUGCUGUUUGGCAUAAUCGUCAUAAUGGUCAUAAUAGCACAAACUAACCAUUCGGUGUUAAUUAUUGCAGUUUGAUUGUUCAUCUUCUUAUAGUUUACAGCUGUUCGACAGAUGACACUCGGGAGAUACGAUUGGUGUCUUAUAAUUGACUACCAUCUUUGUCAAGCUUGUUGCUGCUGCUGCUGAUGUUUCUGCGUCAUUUAAUAUACGCCAGGAGUAAUUUCAUGCAAUAAAUAUGGAUUUGGAUCGGAUACACAUACCUUGGUAAUUUACAGUGGUAACAGAAUUUGAAAAGUUUCAUUUUCAUUGUUGUUCUGUGUAGAGAGUGCAGAACGAUGGGCUGUACUUGCAGCAAGACGGAUAUUAAUGAUCGCCACCCGAACAUCUUUCAGGUGAUGAAUGUGGAUGAACUAGGCAAUUGGUUAAGCCAUGGGCAAUUGGAGAUAACUGAAUCUGACCUAGUCCUAUACCAGAAAAAGAAAGAUCCAGUUAAAUGGCCACUACGAUGUCUGAGACGAUAUGGAUUUGAUGCAGAUUUGUUUAGUUUUGAGUGUGGUCGGCGUUGCCCAACAGGACCUGGUAUUUAUGCUUUCCGCUGUCAGCGAGCUGAAUUGUUGUUCAACUUGCUGCAGAGUCAUAUCCAAGUAAGAAACAGUGCUAGUGAAGAUGCUGUCUCUCAGGAAUUCCAAGUUCCUUCAGCCCCAGGUCCAGCUGUAUCAUCUCGACUAAGUAUUAGUGGAGAUACCACAUAUUUGGAGCUCUCAACUUUAAGGUCAGGCAGUAGAGUUAAUGCUCCGAAUAGUAUCCGCUUUGCAUCCCAAAAUGGGGGAGGAUCAACAAGAUUAGGCAGUGUUGGGAGCAGUAGCAAUGGCCCCAUUAGUCCUCAGGGUACUGCAUCUCCAUCACCACCACCUGCAAUCAUUCCUUCUUUCCCAGGUCUGUCUGUAACUAGCAACAACAAUCCUAAUUUAUAUUAUGCCAAUGAAGAAUUAUUUAUGGCAUCAGCAGCUACUGCUGCUGCUACUACUACUACUACUAUUACUACUACUACUACUAGUAGUAGUAGUAGUAGUAGUACUACAACCACCACCACCACUGUUACUACAACCACAACUACAGUAGCACCAGCAGAGCCAUUUGAAAGCAGUGUUCAACAGCAGCAGCAGCCCCAGAGAACAGUCAGGGAACCUCAUUUCAAUGGUGAGUCAAUUCCUUGUACAGUGCCACCCCCUGUUACAACUGAUGGGAACAAGUCUACAUGUCGGCAAAGUGUGGGGAGUGCUGAUGGAAUUACAACAAAUAUCAGUGUUGAAACCAUGUCUUGUACCCAGACAUACUUGACACCAUCUUACAUCAAUGUAGAUCUCAGUGCAGGAGUAGAACCAGUAUCUCCAACAUGUAGUAUCAAUGGAGAAUCAACUUAUGCUUGUCAUAAUCUGACAAAUGAUUCCCAACAGUGUCAUCUUUACAUGAAUGUCAUCCCUGGACCAGAAAAUGGUGUAUCAGCAACUCCUGAUAAACCGUCCACCACCAUCUGGCCUAAACCAGCACUGCCUUGUUCUGGCAUGCAGCAGCAAGAAUGGGAAUUAGAAGAAUCACGCCACUGUUAUGCCAAUUUAGAACCAGGUGAAAUUGAAGUGGCUAGAAGUCACAUUCCAAAGAGACUGUCAGGAACAGAGAGAGUGCCCCCUCUGCCACUGCUUUCUUCCACAGUUCAGUCACCACAGAACCCACUAACCCCUCCUCCUGGAGUGGUCCGGACGUUGAAUUAUGUUGAGUUGAAUCUAGAACAAAAUAGAACAGACUCAAUGGCAGGUAAUGCAAAUUCCCCUGUUGGGUCUGUUCCUCCCACCUCUCUAUCUCUUCCACCAGACUCUCCAAGACGAGGUACAGAAGGGUAUGCAACGAUAGACUUUAACAGAACUGCGGCACUCUCUCAUUCAGUAAAUCCAAAUGUUGACAAUGACAGUGAGGGCUCUCGAAAGACCAGGCACAAUUCAACUAUCAACGACCAUAUUGCUCCCUCCACAAGGCUCAGCUCAUCAGACUAAAUAUAGGGUAUGCUUAUUUUGCAAUGAAGACUCUUUAGUUUCUCUGUUUGCAAUUUUGUGAACUUUGUUAGACUCAUUUUCAGAAUACACAUCGAACUCUUCAUAAUGUACCGUAGACAUUAUGCAUGUACCCUUAAUUGUAAACAAUCAAAGUAGAGGGGAAAGAUUACAGUACUGUGCAAUAAUUGCUGGUCUGUUUGAAGAGACACAAACCAAUUUUUAAAAACAAUUAUAUUAGAGAUAUUUGUACAUAGUAAUUAUUACAUGUUGAACUGUGUGCCUGAAUAUAUAUUUUGUGUGAUUAGGUAUAUACACAUAGUAGAAUUAAAUAAAAGAUAUAUUGCAUA